Messenger RNA from Dunckerocampus dactyliophorus (ringed pipefish), 2979 nucleotides. It is a transcript of the gene arg2, whose product is annotated as arginase 2. Gene Ontology annotation, cellular component: cytoplasm; mitochondrion. The transcript has 8 exons. The coding region runs from base 245 to 1300 and encodes 351 amino acids. The record is from RefSeq and is a predicted model, not a curated record. Gene Ontology annotation, molecular function: manganese ion binding; arginase activity. Lineage: Eukaryota; Metazoa; Chordata; Actinopteri; Syngnathiformes; Syngnathidae.
UUUCGAACGCACACCCUGACUGGCUUAACCGAAUAGGGACUCAUCUUUAGUGUGUGUGUGUGUGUGUGUGUGUGUGUGUUUGAGAGUUAAACCAGGGCGCCAGCUCAUGAAUAUUAAUUAGCUAGGGCAGCCAUAAGACCGGAAGUGCGACGAGAGGGGGUUGGUCCCGCUCAGCAUCCGAAGAAGAAGCAACAUCUCGCCGCUCUUUCGUCAGACUUGAAGCGUGCGCGGCUUCGGAACCACCAUGGCUCUCAGGGGACAUCUGGGCCGCCUCAUCCGGACGCGGGCGCUAUGCGGCAGCGGGCAGCCGAGCCGAGCCCAGUCGGUGGCGGUGCUGGGGGCUCCGUUCUCCCGAGGACAGAAACGAAGGGGAGUGGAACACGGGCCCAAAGUCAUCAGGGAUGCGGGACUCAUCGAGAGGCUGUCCGGGUUAGAUUACGCCGUGCACGACUUUGGUGACCUCGCCUUCCAUCACCCAGAGACGGACGAGCCCUACAUGAACGUCAAGUUCCCUCGCACGGUGGGCGCCGCCAGCAAGAAGCUGUCGGGCGCCGUGAGCCGAGCGGUGGGCAGCGGCCACACCCUCGUCGUGCUGGGGGGCGACCACAGCCUCGCCGUCGGAUCCGUGGGCGGCCACGUCCAGCAGUGUCCCGACCUGUGUCUCGUCUGGAUCGACGCGCACGCCGACAUCAACACGCCCGUGACGUCGCCGUCGGGGAACCUCCACGGACAGCCGGUGGCAUUCAUGCUGAAAGAGCUGCGGGACAAGAUGCCUGACAUUCCCGGAUUCUCCUGGGUGAAGCCGUUCCUCUCCUGCAGGGACCUGGUCUACAUCGGCCUGCGGGAUGUUGACCCUGGAGAGUACCACAUAAUGAAGAAUUUGGGCAUCCAGUACUUCACCAUGAGGGACAUCGACAGACUGGGCAUCCAGAGGGUGACGGAAGUCGCUCUGGACCACGUCCUGGCAAGGAAACAAAGACCCAUCCACCUGAGCUUUGACAUCGAUGCCUUCGACCCGUCUUUGGCCCCCGCCACAGGAACGCGUGUGAACGGGGGACUGACCUACAGGGAGGGCAUCUACAUCACCGAGGAAAUUCACAAUACAGGUCUGCUGUCAGUCAUGGAUCUGGUGGAAGUGAACCCCGUCUUGGGGCCCAACCGGGAGGCCGUGGAGGCCACCGCCUCCCUGGCCGUGGACGUCAUCGCGUCGUCUCUGGGACAGACGAGAGAAGGCGCUCACGCCGUCAUGCACGAGAUCCCCUCGGUGAAGGAGGACGACACGGAGCAGCUUUGCCUCUGAGGGCGCCGCCCAGCCACCGAGACACAAACUUGAGCAUUCCGAGGAAGCGUUGCAUCCAAGACUGCACAAUCCAAGUAGCUGGAGUUGGUCUUUUUCUAGUUGGUCCACCCUCCUCAUCGCAUCGCCAAGUAUUUAACCACGAAAAGUAUUUGUCCCUCUUUCUCACCCAAAGGUUUGCUGUGAGAGAUUCAGGGUCUCAAACUCACAGCCUGCAGGCCCACAUUCUCUGCCCGCCUCAAAUCUAACGAUAACGUUAAGUGCGGUCCGAGCACACCGGGCCCCGAGGCACUUAAGCUUGCUUAAAGGGCUCUUGGGGCAAGAAAUAGCGUCACUACACACAACGCUGACUACAAUCACGGUACCGACUGCACAGCAUCUAACAGGCAAGUAAAGACACACGCCACGACGGGGGGGUCCAAAGUGUGGCCCCGGAGCGAGGCACAUUCUAAAAAAUAUCAUUUAGCAAGAAGCAGUCAGUUUACAAGAAUAACGCCAUAAUAUUAAGAAGAAAAACAAUCCCCUUUUAGUCACGUGGAAUUGGAAUAUAUAAGACGUUAUUUUUUAGAAGUGGUAAAAUGAUGAAAAAUAAGCAAAACAACAAAUAAAGUUGUCAUUUUGGGAAAAUUAAAAGUUACAAUGCGACGAGAACAAAGUCAUAAUAUUAAGGGAAUAAAGUCAUAAUUACAGGGAUGAAAGUUGACAAGAAAAUAGUUGGAAAAUUACAAAAAAACAGCCUAAUUUUAGGAGAAUACAGUCCAAAAUAUUAAGAUAAAAAAUGUAUUCUAACAAGAAAAAAAGUUGACAUUUUAGCAUAGAGUAGAAAUAUUAAAGAAGAAAUGACUUUUCAAAGCUGUAAUAUGAGAAACCGAAUAAAAUAAUCAUUUUUGGAAAUGAGGCUGAAGGAAUAAAGUCAUAAUAUUACUAGAAGAAAAUUUGUGGAGAUUUGAGAAGUUGAAUUCUUUGGAAAAUAGAAACAAAACAGCAGUUCAAAUGGGGAAAGAAAGCAAGUGAAGUCGAUAUUAUGUCCUGUGCAUCACCUUUAUGACAAAGCUGAUGCACUUGUUUCUUGAAAUAUACACUUUAUAAUUAUAUAUAUAUAUCUCACUUCUUAGCAUAUGGUGCUUCAUUCACUAUGUGGGCCUCGCUGGAGGGGAAAAAAAAGGCUGGGCCACCCCGACUAUGAGGAAGAGCAAACUACGUUUAUAACUUUAAACACGCAACUUGUGUUAUGUUGCCAGUCGGGCUUCCGUGAGUGCUCCAUGCGGUCCCCGUGGUCAGCUGAGUUUGAGACCCCUGAUUUAGACAGAAACUAGAAUGCAAGCUACUAACUUAUUUGACUAUUUUGUGUAAGAAUGAUAUUUAUUAUUGUUAUUAUUAGAGUUGUUUGGCAAGAGAAAGAGCCUGCCUCAAAGGUGCGACCGACAGACAUCCACUCUUGUGUGCGCUCGCUAAUGUGUUUUGUUUUGUACCUGUGCAGUUUAGCGGAGGCUAGCAGCCAUGUUGCACUUUUGGACCAUUGGACCAGCUGUGGUUACUGCAUUGUCCUGAUUGUUAGCGCGUGUGAAAACCCUAGCAGGUUCCCCCCGCUCGAUGUGGCCACUGAAGCGACUGAGGCACUUAAUAUUCACAGGAUGUUCUGCUAUUAAAAAGCUGAUUGUCUGGUCUUCCAUAAGAUGGGA